Molecule: messenger RNA, 644 nt
Organism: Paramecium sonneborni
Lineage: Eukaryota; Ciliophora; Oligohymenophorea; Peniculida; Parameciidae
Source: the annotation of a GenBank genome assembly
GCUGAAAUGUGAAAGGAUGAUUUUAACCAGGAAAUACAAUAUAAAAAUGGUACUUAUUAAAACGGAUAAUGACUUAAUAAGUUUUAAUUAGGUUAAGGGAAACUUUUUAAUGCCGAUAAUAGUUAAUAGGAAGAGUAUUGGGUGUAUGGAAAGAUUUUAGGCAGAUAUUUUUAUUUUGAUGAAAGUGUUUAUGAAGAAAAAAGAUGAGAAAAUGGGCAAAAGAAUGCUUUAGGUAAAUUUGUUAGAAAAAUAGAAGUUUUUAUAUUAGGAUAUGAGAAAUCAUCAAAAGAUUAAGGAAGGGAAUUAAAAAAUAAAAAAAUAAAAGUUUCUAAGAAAUAGAAUGGUUAAAUAAUAAAUGAAAUGGUUUUGGUAAACUUUAAUGAAAAUUAAGCUAGCUUUUAUUUUAAAUAAAUUGUUGAGGGUAUUCUAAGUUUAUUACUAAAGGAUUAAUACAAGUUAAUAAGUUAAUAUUAUUUCACGGAGAAUUAACUACAAAAACCAUUUUUUUAAGAGAAGCAAAAAAAAUGAAAAUUGGUGUGGGCCGGAUUUGAUAAGAAAACAAAAAUAUGGUAAUUGACUUUUAAAAUAAUUAGUUUAUGAAACUUAAUGAUGGGCUAAAGUAAACAAUAAUUACUAAUAAAGCA